This is a messenger RNA of Apaloderma vittatum (bar-tailed trogon), 1217 nucleotides long. RefSeq names its product histidine--tRNA ligase, cytoplasmic. The transcript has 11 exons. Lineage: Eukaryota; Metazoa; Chordata; Aves; Trogoniformes; Trogonidae. The record is from RefSeq and is a predicted model, not a curated record. Gene Ontology annotation, molecular function: identical protein binding. Gene Ontology annotation, cellular component: cytoplasm; mitochondrion. Bases 27 to 1217 code for a protein of 396 amino acids. Gene Ontology annotation, biological process: mitochondrial translation.
CAAAGGAGGUGGCAAAGCUGCUGGAGAUGAAGGCACAGCUGGGAGGAGAUGAGGGGAAACACAAGUUUGUGCUCAAGACUCCAAAGGGCACGCGAGACUACAGCCCCAAGCAGAUGGCCAUUCGAGAGAGAGUCUUUGAUGCCAUCAUCACCUGCUUCAAGCGCCACGGAGCGGAAGUCAUUGACACACCGGUGUUUGAGUUGAAGGAGACGCUGACAGGAAAAUACGGUGAAGACUCGAAGCUCAUCUACGAUCUGAAAGAUCAAGGAGGGGAGCUGCUGUCCCUGCGCUAUGACCUGACAGUGCCCUUCGCUCGCUAUUUGGCGAUGAACAAGAUCACCAACAUUAAGCGCUACCACAUUGCUAAGGUCUACAGGCGGGACAACCCGGCCAUGACCAGGGGCCGCUACAGGGAGUUCUACCAGUGUGAUUUUGACAUCGCUGGCCAGUUUGACCCGAUGAUUCCUGAUGCUGAGUGCCUGAAGAUUGUGCACGAAAUCCUGAGUGACCUGCAGCUUGGGGACUUUCUCAUUAAGGUCAACGAUCGCCGCAUCCUCGAUGGGAUGUUUGCAGUUUGCGGUGUCCCAGACAGCAAGUUCCGAACAAUCUGCUCCAGCGUUGACAAACUGGAUAAGAUGCCAUGGGAAGAAGUGAGGAGCGAGAUGGUGGGAGAAAAGGGGCUCUCUCCCGAGGCUGCAGAUCGCAUCGGGGACUACGUCCAGCUUCAUGAGAACGACCACGUGGGGGAGCCAGUCAGUGUUGGGAGCGUGGCUGGAGGCGGUCGCUACGACGGGCUGGUGGGGAUGUUUGAUCCCAAGGGACGGAAGGUGCCCUGUGUGGGGGUCAGCAUUGGGAUCGAGCGGAUCUUCUCCAUCCUAGAGCAGAGAGUAGAGGCCUCUGAGGAAAAGAUCAGGACAACAGAGACACAGGUACUGGUGGCCUCUGCCCAAAAGAAGCUCCUUGAAGAACGGCUGAAGCUCGUCGCUGAGCUGUGGGAUGCUGGAAUCAAGGCAGAAGUGCUGUACAAGAAGAACCCCAAGCUGCUGAAUCAGCUGCAGUACUGCGAGGAAACGGGCAUCCCUCUUGUUGCCAUCGUGGGUGAGCAGGAACUCAAAGAUGGAGUCAUCAAGCUGCGGGUCGUGGCGACCAGGGAGGAGGUCAACAUUCGCAGGGAGAGCCUAGUUGAGGAGAUCAGGAUGCGAACGAGCCGACCUUAA